GGUGGGUUUGAACUGCUGACCCUUUAGUUAGCAGCCAAGUGCUUUAACCAUUGUGCCACCAGGGCUCCUCUUUUAUUAUCAGAAGUAACUGAAAUAUUUUUGUGUGUUUUGGUGGUAAAUGCUUUCUUUGACUUAAGAUAGUAAGCUGUGUGUGCAGGGCAUCCUGACAGAAAUGCUGGAAGGCUCAGGCCACCCUGCUGAGUACGACCUGUUUGUGUUCUGAGGAGAUCAGUCUCAUAGGGAAUCAACUGUGACACUUAGUACUUUGUAACUUCCUCUUUUAAGAUGAUUAGAGAUUCACAAGAGGGUGCCCAGAAAUGUGUGGGGAGGCCCCGAGCAGGUCCCCGUGCCUGCCUCCCCCAGUGUUGGCCUCUCACAGAACAUGGGGUACAGCUUGCCCUGGGGUGUAUGUGCAGGUCUUCGCAGUUAGAGCACAGGUAUGGCUCCACGGCACCACCACAGUCAGAUACAGAACUGUCCCUCCGGCACAAAGGUCUCCCUUCAUCCCUGGCCCCUGGCAACCACGGAUCUGUCUCCGCCUCUGUCAUUUGGAGAGUGUUGUGGACGCGGAGUCAUGUCUGUAACCCGCUGGAGACUGACUCUCACUCAGCAUGGUUCCCUUGAGACCCGCCCACACUGCUGUGUAUCAGUCAUUCAUCCCCUUUUUUGCUGAGCGUGUGUUCACUAGGCACACACCGAAGGAAGGCUGAUCUGGGUAGUUUCCAGUCUGGGGCUGUUAGGAAUAGAGAGCUGCUGUGACAUCCGUGCACACGACUUUGGGAGGCCGGGAGAGGUGAGCCCUGUGACAGAGGCGAGUCUAGAGAGGAGGGGCCUUUGUCUGUGUCUGAGGGUGGGGCUGGCGGGAGGUGAGCGUUGGAGGAGGCUGGGGAGGGUCCGGGCAGCCGGAUGGUGCUCUCUUCCCUGCAGACCUUUCUCCUCCUGGUGCCCCGGGCCGAGUGUGGGUUGCAUCCCUCUGCCCCCAGUUCUGAAGCAGCUCUCGGAAACACACCGUCCAGCAGCCAGCUGCAGUCUAGUGGUAAUUUGGAUAUUGAAAAGAUUCCAAUUUUAUGAAUAAAAAUUGUAGCUGUAUUUCAAACAUGAAAGGAGAGAAGCUUAAUGCAUUGCUGCUUUACUUUUUCCUUUCUGUUCUAGAAGGAUCCCUGGUGGUGCAGUGGUUAAGAACUUGGCUGCUAACCAAAAGAAAGGUGCUCCUUGGGCGGCUUGAAGUGGGGCCAACUCUGCCGGCUAGUGGGGCCGAGUCGACUCCUGUAGUUCCUCAGCCUCACGCCAGGUGGCGCAGCAGGACACAAUGUUUGCACGAGGACUAAAGAGAAAGUGUUUUGACCACGAGGAAGAGGGGGACGGGCCCCUGGCCGGCUUUCGGGCCGUCCCCUCCUAUGACCUGCAGCGGCAGUCACUGCUGGACAUGUCCCUGGUGAAGCUGCAGCUGUGCCACAUGCUGGUGGAGCCGAACCUCUGCCGCUCAGUCCUCAUUGCCAACACCGUGCGGCAGAUCCAGGAGGAGAUGACCCAGGACGGGACUUGGCGCAUGGCGGCCCCGCAGGGCGGAGGUCCGGCGCCGCUCGACCGCCUCGUCUCCACGGAUGUCCUGUGCCGAUCGGCGCGGGAGCAGGAGCAGGGGCAGCCUGGUCCUGAGGAUGGCAGCUUCCCUAAAGGCUUCGAAGAUGGCCCGGCUGCCGGCCUGACCUGUGACGUCCCCUCAGUCACGGUGGCACAGGCGCCGAGACACCUUCCCAGCAGCAGCUCCUGGGACCUGGACAGCUCACGAGAAAGCAGAGGAAGCUUCCAGAAGUCGCUGGAUCAGAUAUUUGAGACCCUGGAAAGUAAAAACCCCAGCUCCGUGGAGGACCUCUUUUCGGACGUCGACAGCUCCUACUAUGACCUUGACACGGUGCUGACGGGCAUGAUGGGCAGCUCCAGGGCCAGCCCCUGUGACACACUCGAGGGCUUCACGCCCCUGACCGCUGCGCCCCCCGGCCCUGGCUGCAAGGCUGACCUGGGCGAGCUCGACCACGUUGUGGAGAUCCUGGUAGAGACCUGAGACGGGGGCCGACCGAGUGUGUGAGCCCACCUCCAGAUCUCCCCCCAGAUACGUUUGCACCCUACUCGAAAUGCCCAGAGCGCUUGGCUCUGUGGGGGGCCUUCUCACCACCCUGCAGCCACUUGGGGUUACAUUAUGAGCAUGUUCUGGAACAGCUUGUCGUCAGCAGGAUCCAGGUGACCACGCCGAUCUGGUCCCUUCUCUCCUGCCGCAGGGCAGAGGCUGGGCACAGUGGGCACCGGGUGUCAUCCUCAGACCUUCUUGAUUUCUGGCCCAGUUGUGGAAUCCCCACCACCUGGGCCCGGCCCCUUCUCCGUCCUGGCUGCAGCCCCCGCAGAGGACAGGGGCCGUGGGCUGCACCCAACCUCAUUAGUUUAGAUAGGUGGAUUUUUUAAAAUUAAGUUUUAUAUGUUUCGGGCGAUAUUUUCUCUUAAGAUAUAUUUUUAAACUUUUUAUACUUGUUAUCUGUUUAGAUUUUUCAGCUAUUUUCUUAAAGGUAUAUCUUGUCUGUGAAUACCCUCUGCUGCUCUCAGAAGCUCUUAGCCUCCGCAGUUGCGGCUGGUGCGCUUCAUUUCCUAAGGUUUAAAGAAGAGGUUUUUACGAGCUCCGUGCCUCCACUCAGUCAGCCGUGUAACCGCAUGGUGUUUUUCGCUUUGAUUUGUGUGCUUCCGUCACGUGUGUCACAGUC
Molecule: messenger RNA, 2750 nt
Organism: Trichechus manatus latirostris (Florida manatee)
Lineage: Eukaryota; Metazoa; Chordata; Mammalia; Sirenia; Trichechidae
Gene: CDCA4
Product: cell division cycle associated 4
Exons: 3
Coding region: 1310-2062 (250 amino acids)
Cellular component (GO): nucleus
Molecular function (GO): transcription regulator activity
Source: RefSeq, a predicted model, not a curated record